AUGGUCACUGAAAUCUUCAUCGACAAGGCCAACCUGGUUCUCCAGGCGGCCGCCAAUCAUCCGUUCCUCGCAGUUCUGGUCUACCUGGCCGGCAUGGCAAUCUCUCCGUUCUGGCACUCUGCCAGAUUCGCCGAAUGCUGGUACCAGUUGACUGGUGGACUGCUUGGUCGGAUAUUGGUGGACGUCGCCAGCGUUGUCGCCUGGCCCAUGAAGCUUAUCAUUGCCUACAAGGCUCUAUUCUGGCGGAUGCCCCCCGGUCCACCGCCUCCAGAGGUGGACCAACCCAAAGACCUAGCGACGGAAGACGCGCGCCUCGUCAAGGAGGUUACUGAUGCUGAUGCUCAGCUUCAGCAGCACUCUGUCGAGAAUGCCGCCCUCAUCGAGGAGAUUACCAAGCUAAAGGAGAGAGCCAACUUGAAGGAGGCACAGACUGAGCAGCAUUCGGCCGAGAAUGCCCGCCUCACUGAGGAGGUCGCCAGUCUGAAGGAGAAGCUUCGGAAGUGCGAGAAGACCGUGAGGUUGAUCACUUCUUUCAAGACGAAGGUUGCAAGUGUACCUGAGCUCCGACUCUUGCGCCAUCAUAACUACCACAUCAUACCAAAGGCCGAGCAAUUCGGCAUAUUCCACGUGAGCGAAGGGAAGGUCCUCCAACCUCCCAACGAGGCCACAACGAAGCAACUGUCGCUGAGCAAGGUCAUCACCGUUGCCGACACCACCCCCGUCAUCGCUACUCCUGUUGUCUCCGACAAAGCCACGGUCAAUAUCGCUCCUGUACUCUCGUAUAGCAGCAUCUUGAUCGUCGCUGACACCGCCCCCAUCAUCGCAACUCCCGUUCUUUCCUGCACCGGAAUCCUUACUGUCACGGAUGAUGCUCCCGUCAACGUCGCUCCUCUGCUAUCUCUUACCAACGUCUUCACCGUCACCGAUAACGCCCCGACCAAUGUAGUUGCCAUUCCUUCUCCUGCUAGAGUUCUCCCCGUCACCGACAACGCACCCAUUGCCACCAUUGAGCCCGCGAUUCCUGCUUCAGGUGUGGUGUCUAUCGACGAAGAUAGUGCUCGAAAGGACGAAUUGAAUGACAACGUUCAUGAGGAGGCGCAAGACGAGGGCGAGACCGAGAAAGAAGAGAAUCAGGUCACGAAGUCUGACGAGAAGAAUGAGGUUGAGAAAGAGCAAGAGUACGAGGACGAGAACAAGACCGACGGCGAGGAUGAGCGAGACCAAGACGCAAAGAAGGACGACGACGGUGACGACGACGACAAGGACGAUCACCACGAUCUGGGCGGCGGCGGAGCAGUCUUGAUGCUCCCCGAUCAUUCCCUGUCUGCAUCUUCCACACCCGCGCCUCCAGAACAGCCCACAACUCCUGACACCAAUGUCUUGGAACAAGUCCAUACUCCCUUAACCGAGUUGCCUGUUCCCGCUCUCCCUACUCUAGCACUCAAAUCGCCUGCCACACACAAGCGCAGACUGAGUGACCCUGAGGAGCCACAGAGAUCCGGCCAUGGACCCGCCUCUUGUCCAAUCCCUACGGAAUCCUCAACCUUGCCGUCUAUCUCUUCAAGUGCUACAGUUGCGUCUGCCCUCGUUACUGCACAGCUUCCUACGUCCGGAAAUGCGCCUGGCUCUUCAGCUACAAUUGCCCCGAACGCACAGGUUGACGACAAUGAGGCGAUGGAGGUUGUCGAAACCCAGCCUAGCGACAAGACCGAGGGAUCUGAGAAAGACAACGGCUAUUUGAUGGACGGCGUUGUUGGUGAGCCCACCGUGGCAGUCGAAAGAGUCGCCGAAACUCACGACGGAUCUAUGGACGGUGUCAUUCAGCAAGCACCUCCUGUCGCUAUUGUUGGAAUCAACAAUGUCCACGGAGACGCCAUGGAAGUUAUUGAGGUUGAGACGAAUCAAGAUGCAAGAAACAUGAUAGAAGGCGUUACACGAUUCGAGACCACAACGAGAGACGACCUGGAGAUGGCCGAUGACAUCGGAUCAGCCCAAGACUUCAAUAUGCAUCAAUACGCCGACCGCGAUAUGCACGACAACUUCUCAAGCGUCACUCCUGCCGUCGAGAUCGUGGAUACGGACAUGCAGAAUGAUCCAUUCUUCGCUUACACACCUCGCCAGCCCGCGACGCAAGUCGCCAUCGACCGUGAAAUCGAGAUGGACAUUCUAGAGGAUCUUCGUCCCGAGUUGCCGGCCACUCCAGGCGAAUUCGGUCCAAUCGAUGAGAUCUUUGAUGAAACCUUGGUUGAAGCCGGUCCUUCUUCACCGCCGUUGAUUUUGUCACCGACAAUUCCAGACGAGUUUUAUGCCCAUCCUCCACCAAUGCCUCUCAGGGUGUCAUCUCCAGACCCCUUGGAUGACCUCUACUCCCUCCCUCCUUCAACCCCUCCCAGGUCGCCAUCCCCGGACCUGUUGGACGACAUUUACUCCCCCCCUCCGCCAUCUCCUCGCAGGUCUGCUCUUCCCUCGCCCCCCGUCGCUCCUGUCCACGAGCAGAACAACCAGACGCAAAUUCCGACGGGAACAGAGUCAGUGGCAGAGCCCGCUGACCGCGCAAAGGAGAAGAGGACCCAAGAGGAUGCCGUACAGACUGGUGAUACCCCCGUGUCGAGCUGGUUCUCGCAGCACCGGCAGAUUCUGCCCCUUCCCAGGAGCAACAGAGCAAACAGGUCCGAAGAGGACAUCGCAAACCAUCAACGGAGUGUGUACACAGCCAGACGCGAGUUGGAGCAGGAGGUUGAGGCGUCUGAAAGGGAAGAAGCGGCUGGUGGCGAAGACGGCCACCGGGACCGAAUUGUUCGGGUUGUGGAGAGGGCCGAACAGAACCAGUCCGAGAGCGUCUUCACGUACGGAGGGCACGCAACCAGAGAAGAGCGCCUGGCUGUCCUCCGCCUACUGACCGACAUUCUUGGGCGUCGGAAUCAGGAUGCUGGGGCCGCUAAAAAGUUCAGGAGUUGGGGGGGAGAGAGGCGCCUCAAGCUCUUGUCUAAGGAGAGGUGGCAGGACCUGCCCGGCGCCCCGGAAGAUCAGAAGACUUUCCUCACCAGACAACAGGUGAACGAUCUUCUGGGGCGUUGGAUGAGGUACCUCCUUGAAGGACUUGUCCAACAGGGUAUCGUGUACGCAGAUGAGAUGGAGGGGAUUUUGAGGGAAUGGAUGAGGAUGGUGGAGGAAGAAAGGCGGUCUCAACGGCAAUGA
This is a messenger RNA of Colletotrichum aenigma, 3198 nucleotides long. RefSeq lists its product as uncharacterized. NCBI's taxonomy places the organism in Eukaryota, Fungi, Ascomycota, Sordariomycetes, Glomerellales, Glomerellaceae. The record is from RefSeq and is a predicted model, not a curated record. The transcript has 3 exons. The coding region runs from base 1 to 3198 and encodes 1065 amino acids.